Messenger RNA from Seriola dumerili (greater amberjack), 2328 nucleotides. RefSeq names its product torsin family 3 member A (gene tor3a). The transcript is spliced from 6 exons. Gene Ontology annotation, cellular component: nuclear envelope; endoplasmic reticulum lumen. The record is from RefSeq and is a predicted model, not a curated record. Gene Ontology annotation, molecular function: ATP hydrolysis activity; ATP binding. NCBI's taxonomy places the organism in Eukaryota, Metazoa, Chordata, Actinopteri, Carangiformes, Carangidae. Bases 155 to 1258 code for a protein of 367 amino acids.
CCCCUCCUUCGCUGUGAUCUACAGCGGGGGGAGGAGGACAUACCCCACACGGUACAGGCCGCUAGCAGAUGGCCGGGUUCUCAUAAAUGGGAGAAGAAAAUCUGGUCUCGGUCUCUAGUCUCGUCUUGACCGCCUCGGACCAGCCUCCUCCCCGAUGUAUGUGCGGUGGUUUCUGCCUCUGCUCGGGGCUCUGACUGCAGAGGCCGAUUUCUUCCAGUUCGACAGCAUCUCCAAUGUUUCCACUUAUUAUUUUAAUUACAUUUAUUGCAAUAUUUGGGAGGGGGAGUGUCAGCCCAACCAAGACGAUGCUACACAGCAAGUUCCUACCAGGGACCUUUGGGCAGGUUUUCCUCACGACUACAUUAGCCUGCUGCAUCAGUGGUACUGUAGUCUGGGCCAGUGCUGUGAAUCUGGAGACUGCAGGAUAACCAACAACAUCACAGGUCUGGCGAGGGACCUUCAGACGAAGCUCCACGGACAGCACCUGGCUCAGUCCGUGGUACUGAAAGCCAUCCAGGGUUUUAUCAACAACCCAGAGUCCAACAAGCCACUCACCCUCUCCUUCCAUGGCUGGUCCGGCACGGGCAAGAACUUUGUGGCCCGGAUCAUCGCCGAUAACCUGUAUCGUGACGGGGUGAAGAGUGAGUGUGUCCGUCUGUUCAUUGCCCCGUUCCACUUCCCACAUGCCAGACUGGUGGACACGUACAAGGGUCAGCUGCGAGAAGCAAUCCGGGACAUGGUGUUGCGUUGCUCUCAGACUCUGUUCAUCUUCGACGAGGCUGAGAAGCUUCACCCAGGCCUCAUCGAUGCCAUCAAGCCCUACAUGGAUCACUAUGACAAUGUUGAUGGGGUUAGCUACCGCAGAGCCAUCUUCCUCUUCCUCAGUAAUAUUGGUGGGGCAACAAUCAACGACGUAGCGUUGGACUUCUGGCACUCCGGUCAGAAUCGAGAAGACAUCGGUAUGGAAGACCUGGAGCAUCGGCUGCGAACUGAAACAAUGGAGUCUCAAGGUGGGUUUGCGCAGAGCGAACUGAUGUCUGGCCACCUAAUCGACUUCUUCGUGCCCUUCCUGCCUCUGGAGUACCGCCACAUCAAGCUCUGUGCACGGGACGCCUACGCAGCCCGAGGUCUGGAGACAGACGAAGCUACGCUGGAUGAGGUGGCCAAGGCGAUGCUGUAUGUCCCCAAAGAGGAGAGACUGUUCUCAGCCCAGGGAUGCAAGUCCAUACCCCAGAGGAUCAACUUCUUUCUCCCUUAGAAGGAAAGACAGAUGGAGAGAGAGACCUGGAGGAGGUGUGAGAUUGCUUUACCAGCCCAUCUGCAUACAGAGCCUCAGAGGAGAUGUGUCUUUUCUGCUCAGCACUACAUACUCUCCUCGCCCCACCCCCACAGAUACAACAUGUGUCUGUCCAGGUCCCUCAGAGACGGCCAGGCAGUAGGGCAGGUCCAGCAUGAAGGGGGGGGGGGGUAGCAGCGUGGCUCACCAGCAGACAUAUGUAGUGUCGCAGGAAACGUGUUCAUGCCAGACAGUCAUCAUAUGCAGUGUACCAGCCGUUCUUCACCUGCCUGGUUUGAAUCCUCACAGUGUCGAGAUGAAGAAGUGCAGAAGACGAUAUUAGUGGUUGUGCAGUGUAUGUUAUAGAGGAAUACUGAUAGACAUUUUGUCAUGUCACAUUAUUUAUGUCUGUUCACCUUGGCCAAAGUCACAAAGUCAACAGUUGUUCUUAUGUUUAGAUAUGGUCAUACUUAUUGUGUUGGUAUUUGCAUGUCAGACAUUGUGCUUAUAUUAGCACUGAUUAUUUAUUGACAUCAUUCGUGCCAUAUUUGAACAUGUUUCUGUACCUGAUUAUUUAUGUGGACUUAAAUGCACAUUUAGUGGUUCUGUAAGCCAUUAACUUGGCUUCUAAUGAACAUUAAAUGGCAUUGAGGUGUGAAGCACUGACUGUAUAACAGCUAACAACACUGAUGGAAAUGUUACUUGAAAUUGUUACUGGAAAAAGCGUGUGGGACUAGGUGUCACAAACAUUGAAUCUAUUUGAAAAUCAGAUUUUUUUUUUGUGCCAAUGUGUUCAAGAAUAAUGCUUUUAAUUAUUCAUUUUUGAUCUCAGUAAUUUUAUGAGCCAUCAUUGCUUCAUAUACAGAAUUUUACCUUGUUACUUUGGGGCAUAGUUUAUUCAUUGACUUGCUUUACCUCACACAUACACUCACACCAGUCUGAGUUGGUCUGCUUUAGAGAUUUUGCUCUCUAAAGGUCAAAGGGUCACAACACAUGAACAAUGUGGAAAGAAAUGAUCUCAGACAUUGUUUUAAGGAAAUAAAACACCCACA